Messenger RNA from Drosophila guanche, 1653 nucleotides. It is a transcript of the gene ppk21, whose product is annotated as pickpocket protein 19. Gene Ontology annotation, biological process: sodium ion transmembrane transport. Gene Ontology annotation, cellular component: membrane. The transcript is spliced from 7 exons. Bases 1 to 1653 code for a protein of 550 amino acids. Gene Ontology annotation, molecular function: ligand-gated sodium channel activity. NCBI's taxonomy places the organism in Eukaryota, Metazoa, Arthropoda, Insecta, Diptera, Drosophilidae. The record is from RefSeq and is a predicted model, not a curated record.
AUGUUUUAUCCCCUCGAGUUGCCACGGCCUCGACAGCCUCUUCAUGGAGAGAGGUUUGGAUUGAUCGGCGCGCAGCAGCAGGAGUCACAGAACUCCAGGGGGAAUAGUUCUGCAAAACUAUGGCGACUCCUUCUUCCCUAUCUCAAGGAGUACACGGCGAGCUCCUCGGUACAUGGCAUACGAUAUCUGGCCGAUCCCAAGCUGAAAAGCUUCGAGAGAAUAAUUUGGCUGCUGAUUCUGGUGGCCACCAGUAUUGGUGCCAGCAUUGUGUACGUGGAUCUCAGUGAGCUCUACCAGUCGGUGCGUAUUCAGACGACCAUCAAGAACACAAUGUAUCCGAUAUUCGCAGCGCCGUUUCCUGCCAUUGGCAUAUGUCCGCGCAACCGCAUCAAUUGGCACAAAUUGGAGAACGAAGCUCCCAAUCACUUUCUGGGUCCAAACAUCUCCGACACACAAAAGGAGCUCUUCAUUCGCUUCUUUACGGCUGCCUCCGACUCGCAUCUGACUCGUAUGAGAGAGAUGACGAGCUUUUUCAGCAAUGCCACGCUAGCUGCGGACCUGCACCUGCUGGAUGGCUUAGAUGUGGCAACCGUCAUUGAGUAUGUCCAUCUGGAGUGCAGCGACAUCUUCUCCUCCUGCCAAUGGAGAGGCAAUCCGAUGAACUGCUGUGAGAUUUUUGAGUUGGAGUUCACAGAAUCGGGCCCCUGUUGGGUUUUCAAUUCACUUCUCAGCCCGGCAAUGAAACAGAAAGCGAAGGAGAGCAGAUAUUAUCCCCGUCGCACACCCCUGUAUGGCGAGGGCACUGGCCUGGAUGUUUUCAUGCGGCUCAACAAGUCUCUUAUUCGGCCCAAUAAGCGGGGCGUGUACUUGAUGAUCAAGCAACCGCAACAGUGGAGCGAUGUGGUGCGCCAUGUACCACAUGAGUCCCACACCCGUGUCAGCAUGGUGCCCCGUCUGACGACCACGGAUCAGCGCACCCGUGCCGUGUCGCCGAGCGUCAGACGCUGCAUCUUUGCCGAUGAGAUUCACCAUCCCAAGUACAAGAAUCUGCCGGGCUUUGAGUACUGGUUUGGAAACUGUCGCAGCAAGUGCCACCAGGAAUAUGUCGUCAAUCUGUGCAAAUGCUCGCCCUCUGUUUUCUUUCCGGUAACCAAUAAGGAUAAUUUUACUGUCUGCAAGCCAUCGGAAUUUAAGUGUCUCUACGAAAACAGACACAUUUUUAGUGAGGAACGGCACCCCCUUGAGAAUGAAUACGUGGACAAUCUGUACAAGGAGAGCAUGAUCUGUGACUGCUUCAUUAGUUGCACUCAGCUAAUCUUCGAGCGAGUAUUCAGUUCCAGCAGCUUGGAUAAUAAUGAAACCGAAACAGAGGCGGGUACCAUGCGCCUGGAUAUUUUCUAUCAAUCGGGAUGGUUUAUCCAGUAUCAGAGCAAUAUGCGUUUCACCUUUGUGGAAUUGCUGGCUAGUUUCGGUGGAAUAAUUGGCCUCUUUUUGGGCGCCUCACUGUUGAGUGCCUUUGAGCUGGUCUACUACUUCACCAUUGGCCUCUAUUUAUAUUUGCAUGGGCAGAGGAAACUGGACCAGCAGCCGCCUCCAGUCAUUACCAUACCCUUUGGACAGCGAAAGAUUACGCCAGUCAAGUAUUUACGUUAA